AUGAAAGCUUUCGUUUUGGUAAAGGUUGCAAAGUUGUUGGGAUGCACUUCAUGGUUAGGGGGUGGACCAGGGCUUAUGGAUGCUGGAACUCGGGAUGCUCUUGAAGCAGGAAAGCCAGUUGGUGGGUUCAAUAUUGCUCAAGAAGCAGGGGAAUGGAAAACAGCCAUUUUUCAUCCAUAUCUUCUUUCUCAUGCUUACCUUACAUGCAGGUUUUUUUCUGCAAGAAAGCAUGGGUUGAUGGAUGCAGAUGUUAGAAGUAGUAAAGGGGAUAAGACAGGUGUAAUUGUGUUACCAGUGUCUUUGCCCUUCUUGUGGACAUACGAUCCAAUCGAGGCUAAGGGGUUGAUUCCAGAUUUGCCUAGAUUACCAUUCGAAGUGAAGUUUGACCUGAAAGAUCAAGAAGUUAUUGAGCAUUUGAAAGCUAAGGUUGGGUGUGAUACAAAUGAGCUUCACCCCUUAUUGACCAAUUCAUUCAAAUGA
Molecule: messenger RNA, 480 nt
Organism: Lactuca saligna
Lineage: Eukaryota; Viridiplantae; Streptophyta; Magnoliopsida; Asterales; Asteraceae
Source: the annotation of a GenBank genome assembly